Monodelphis domestica (gray short-tailed opossum) is the source of this 2144-nucleotide messenger RNA. The record is from RefSeq and is a predicted model, not a curated record. Lineage: Eukaryota; Metazoa; Chordata; Mammalia; Didelphimorphia; Didelphidae.
UGGUGUCCCAGCCACAAUGGCUACUUCGGGUUCUGCAGGGAAGAAGCUGCUGAAAGAAGACACAACCAAAGUGGAAUUUGAAACCAGUGAAGAAGUGGACGUGACACCCACUUUUGACUUAGUGGGUUUGCGGGAGGACUUGCUAAGAGGCAUCUAUGCCUACGGGUUUGAGAAACCAUCUGCUAUCCAACAGCGAGCUCUCAAACAAAUUAUUAAAGGAAGAGACGUCAUUGCACAGUCUCAGUCUGGUACAGGCAAAACAGCAACAUUUAGCAUUUCAGUCCUCCAAUGUUUGGAUAUUCAGGUGAGAGAAACCCAGGCUUUGAUCUUAGCCCCAACCAGGGAAUUAGCUGUACAAAUUCAAAAGGUUCUUCUUGCUCUUGGUGACUACAUGAAUGUCCAAUGUCAUGCCUGUAUUGGGGGAACAAAUGUUGGUGAUGAUAUCAGGCAACUGGAUCGUGGACAACAUGUUGUUGCUGGGACACCAGGUCGUGUAUUUGAUAUGAUUCGUCGCAGAAGUUUAACAACUCGUGCUAUCAAGAUGUUGGUUUUGGAUGAAGCUGACCAAAUGCUUGACAAAGGAUUCAAGGAACAGAUUUAUGAUGUGUACAGAUACCUGCCUCCUUCUAUUCAAGUGGUUUUGAUCAGUGCCACGUUGCCUCAUGAGAUCUUAGAAAUGACCACUAAAUUCAUGACUGAUCCAAUUCGCAUCCUGGUAAGACGUGAUGAAUUGACUCUCGAGGGAAUCAAACAGUUUUUUGUGGCAGUGGAGCGAGAAGAAUGGAAAUUUGACACUGUGUGUGACCUUUAUGAUUCUUUGACCAUCACUCAAGCAGUCAUCUUUUGUAAUACCAAGAGGAAGGUUGACUGGCUGACUGAGAAAAUGAGAGAAGCCAACUUCACUGUUUCAUCAAUUCAUGGAGACAUGCCCUCAAGAGAGAGAAAGUUUAUCAUGAAAGAGUUCAGAUCUGGAGUAAACAGAGUUCUUAUUUCUACAGACGUCUGGGCUAGAGGAUUAGAUGUUCCUCAAGUCUCGCUCAUCAUUAACUAUGACUUGCCCAAUAACAGAGAAUUAUACAUACACAGAAUUGGGAGAUCAGGUCGAUAUGGCCGAAAGGGUGUUGCAAUUAACUUUGUGAAGAAUGAUGAUAUCCGUAUUCUCAGAGAUAUUGAACAGUACUACUCAACUCAAAUUGAUGAAAUGCCCAUGAAUGUUGCUGAUCUCAUCUAAUGAAACAACUUUGAACACCAGUUGGGGAUGGCUUCUCUAACUGUAUACUACAUUUGGAAUUUUGAAAUCGAAGGAAAUAAAAAUCUGCAAAAAUCUACCUUUGGCUAAGUGUCUUUUCUUUCUACAUCUUUCUUUAGGAGAUGGAUGUGGUUAACAGAUCAGGGGUGUAAACUCCUUCAUUGUUUCUGAAUCAUGAGUUCUUUGAUGUAAUAACACAAGGUGUUGAGGGGUGGUGAUUUGGUGAGGAAGAAGGAUUUUUUUAAUUGAAUCUCUCCUGAUAAGGUUGGGGAGAACUCAUGCUUUCUUUGAGUAAGAAAAGGGAGGAAAGAAUCUGGGAGGAAAAGUCUUAUAAAAGCCCAGUAGUGGCUUAAUUUGAGAAGUCUCUGUUCAGGGUCUAGAUUUCAGCUGGAGUGGAAUUCCUGACCAUGCUCAUUCGAAUAUUUGUGGGCAGAGUGAAGCUCUAUGGAAAGAGAACAAGAGAAAGAGUUGCUGAGUUUCAACAAGGACACUGAACCUUUCAGUAUUAAAAGAAGGACCAAUACCAUUCUUGUUUUUCUUUUCCCAUAAAAGAUUUGAGUCAUUCCCAAACUAUGGUUUUUGGGUUCUGCUUUGAGAGUUCUGGGGAAAAGGGGGAGUUAUUGUGCUGUCCUAACAUCAGAGGCUGUGGGAUCCCAAUUCCACUGAAUAUUGAAGAUGACAACAGCAGGAAGGUCUACAUUUGAACCUGCAAGAGAUGGAAGAGGAAAAGGGGGAAGGUGAUUUGAGUCAAUUUUCCAAGCAAUAUUCAAGCAGAAAUCUUCCUUCUCACACAAAGAUUAACUACAAACUACUCAAGAUGCUCCUGAAGAGGUUUGCAACUAUGACUUUAGGCAAGAACUAGGAGAGAAUUGCUUCAAGAGCAACCCCCCCCCCC